This is a messenger RNA of Closterium sp. NIES-65, 2904 nucleotides long. The record is from the annotation of a GenBank genome assembly. Lineage: Eukaryota; Viridiplantae; Streptophyta; Zygnematophyceae; Desmidiales; Closteriaceae.
AUGCUUUACCUUUUCCCCGUCUCUGUACCCACUCUCUCCACACCCACUCUCUCCACACCCACUCUCUCCACACCCACUCUCUCUGUGCCCACUCUCUCUGUGCCCACUCUCUCUGUACCCACCCUCGCUGUACCCGCCCCGGCCCUGAUCAUUCUUGCAGCUGUCUCGCGCAAGAAGUUUCCCGCCUCUCCUCCCCUCUCUCUAAGGUGCACCUCUACUCCCAUCUUUCUAAGCCAGUCACCUUACCCUUCCACUCCCCUGUCGCCCAGCCUUCACCUUAAUCCCGCGUCCACCUUCGUCCCAACCAUCAGAAAGAGUUACCGCAUCCAUGCCCGCCUCUCCCUCCUCAACUCCUUCGCUGCUGAUUUCAUCUGCGUUCAGGAGAUGGAGCACAAGCAUUUACUUCACACGCCGAUGGCUCUAGAGGGAUGGCAUGUGGUGUAUGCCAAGCGGCCAGGCCCACAUGCUGAUGGUAGCGGCAUCUUCUACCGCUCUGAAAGGUUUCGAGUGAUUUGUUCCAGCGUAAUCAACUUCAACGACCUCGUCCCUGAAGAUGAAGGAACAGACAGUGCUUAUACAAGGCCUGCUUAUAAGGAGGAUGGGGAGCACCAUGAGCAGCAGGCCAAGCAUCGGGUUGAGAGCCCCCGCAUGGAGCAUUAUCAUGGUUCGGGUCAUCACAUUCAUUCAUUGGACGAAAAACAUCACUUGGACCAGCGGCAGCAGGAGGAGCAGCUGCAAGGGCAGGAGGACCGUCGUGGUUCGGGUCAUCACAUUCAUUGGUUGGACGAUCAUCACAUGUGCAAUGAGAAGAUCGACCCUGACCAUCAAGAAGGCGGCGCACCUGGUGGAGGUCGCAUUGUCAUCGUGGUCUCGUCCCACAUAUACUGGAACCCCAACUGUCCUGAUGUGAAACUGGCGCAGGCCCGGUACCUGCUGCAGGAAGUGUCACGAUUCAGAUCGGAUAUAGAAGCCCUUUAUUAUCACCACUGCCACGGGGCAUCGCAGCUAAGUGCUGACUUUAUGUUAAGAGGAGGCGGUUUUCACGCGGAUGGUUCGCGCGUUGAGGGGAAGAAGGAGAAGAAUCAAAUUCCGGUGGUCAUUUGUGGUGACUUCAACUCGAAGCCUGGAGACCCAGUUGGCUUUGCACUUGCAUUUCCCUGGUUUAGCAACAACUCGUACUACGCGUAUCUGGAGGCCAUAGAUCGGCUGCACGGUGCAGUGCGGUUUAUAGAGGAGGAGCUAAGAAACGGCCGUUUGUUUCCCAACCUAGACGAGUUGAGGGAGGCGAUGCUAUCUGAGGAAUCACCUGACCACAUAUCACCGCCGGAGAUGGUGGAGGCUGCAGCCAUUCCGAAACUACAUGCCAUGGCCCAGCGGUUGAUCGAUAACGACUGCGCGCCAGACUGUUGCAAAAUGUACCGCGAGAUGCGGGAGGCGGCGCUGAAGCGCAACUUCCAGCGGCUGGGCGUGCAGCAGGUGACCAAGGCGGAGAUCCAGAGCACCCCGUGGCCGCGGCUGGAGGAGAAGAUGCGGCGCUGGAGUGAACACAUGCACAUUGGGAUGAUUCUGGUGGCGGGCGAGAGGGAGGCGUGCGACCAGGUGUUUGCAGGCCUGGAGAAGCACGGCGAGCAGUGCUUUGUGGAUCUCUCCCGCUCCUGCAUCAUCCUGCUCACACACUUUGGCGAUGCCAUCUCAGUCAUCAAAAAAUCCCCCGAGCGCCUCUUCUCCUUCCUCGACAUGUACGAGACAACGCUCGACCUCAAGUCCACGGUGGAUGAGCUAUAUCGAGCAGAGGAGGGCAGGGCAGUUCGGGACAACUACCAGGAACUGCUGACGAUUUUGGGGCGGGCAGCCCGAGACACGUUUGAAAAGUUUGAGGACGCGGUGAAGGCACAGCCGACGGCGGAGGAUAUGAGCGGCAUGGGGGGCAUGGGCGGCAUGGGGGGUAUGGGCAGCAUGGGUCAGCCUGGAAACGUCCCCCGUGCGGAGAUGCUUCGAAACGGAGGGUUCCUUAACAAGCUAAAGAAGAUGAUGCUGAAGCCAGACGACAAUAUGAGCGAGGAUGAUGCUGAAAGCAGACGACAAUAUGAGCAAGGUGAGCGGGCAGCAGGACGUGGCAUCAUCAUGCAUCAUCUCCCAUCCCCUCUUCUCUUUCCUCCUCAUUCCCCUUCUCCCAGGAUGAUGCUGAAGGCGGACGACAAUAUGAGCGAGGUGGGCGGGCAGCAGGACGUGGCAGCAUCCAACGCCAGUGGGGACGUGCACCCCAUCACCAGCUACGUGGUCAACUACCUGCUGCUGCCUCUGCAACAGUCGACCUGCCGUACUUCUCCAUCCUGGAGUGCGUGUUUGAGGACAUGGCCAACACCGCCAACGAGGCCGGCUCCUCCAUCAUCACGCCCGCGCGUGCAGGGCCGCCUCGCCUUCGCUGCUGCUCGCAUCCUGGAGGCCCUCAAAGUCAACCUGCAGCACCGCGCUCUCAUGCUGCGCGAUGACGCACUGGGAGAGCUCUUUUUGAUGAACAACCUGGCUACGCGCUCUUUGCUGUUCGCUGCUGCGCGCAUCCUGGAGGCCCUCAAAGUGAACCUGCAGCACCGCGCGCUCAUGCUAAGGGAUGACGCCCUGGGGGAGCUGUUCCUCAUGAACAACCUGGCUUAUGUGCUCACCAAAAUAGACGCUGCGGACGCAGGCAGGUUGCUGGGAACGGCAUGGAUUGGCAACUACGGGGCCAUAGUGGACAGCCAUCGCGACCGCUUCAUCAACUCCUCCCUCGCCAAGUUUGACCCGUUUGACCCGGUGUGGUCCGAUGACCGCCUCGACACCGCCUCUCUCGUAAAAAGGCUCAAGCUCUUUAACUACACAGUGGAGCAGAUGAAGCAACGCUACAUGGCGUGGACCAUUUCCUAA